GGGUGGGUCUGGCCGAUUCGGUCGUCAAAAUUCCCGAGGUGCAGCGCCGCGUGGUGGGCCCCGUGCUGGAUCUCAUCAGUGAGGCCCUGAACAUCAUCAGCUCGUCAUCCAUCCUCGCCGACCUCUGUGAGUGCAUGCCGCUAACGUUCGCAGAUGUCGCCCACGUGGCACCGUUAAAGAAGAAGGAUUGCCAUGCGGCCCUCGGCGGUGGAGACCCAGUUCACAACAGCAAGGUGUCGUGCACAUGCGUGUGCAAUUUGUUGCAGAACUUCCAUUGGAGCGCGAGUUACCGCACCCCAGUGAACAUGGGGCAGGUGAGAGAGAUCCACAACUUCAGCCUUCCAUCGAUGAACCCGCCUGAGGCAUUCCCCAUGAUCGCGAUAUUCGCCACCGACAGCCCAUGCAUGGACGUCGCCAGCCACACUGGCAGUCAGCAGUUGGUCUCACCGAUCAAGCCCCAGCUGGCCAUGCUCAGCAGCAUGGCCGAUGCGGUGGAGCAGGGCGCGGACGGCGCCGUCUUCGCGCGGUGGAGGAAGCUUGUGCUGUCGGCGCCAGUAACGUUUGAAGUGCACAGGGAGGGCGACGAUAGGCAUUGGCGCACACAGAACAUCAGGCAAGAGUUGAUCGAACAGGGCGAGACAGCCCAGCUUAGCGCGAGGCAGCGGGUGCAUGACAUAAUCGGGUUCAAGGAGAUGAAGGAGAAUGAGCUGUGGAAAACUCUGGGCAGCAAGGACGUCAGCUACCUGUGCGACAAGCAUGCGCUACGCCCGGUCUCCAACAGGUGCCUCGUAUGGGCGGAGGAGAACAUGAUGGGCGACUCCCCGUGGAAGAGCAUCUACGCCAUACAGGCCGUGGUCGAGCGCGCAUCAAUUCCCAACGGGAUCAAGUGGGCGAUGGAGGGCCUCACCUUCAUCGACGUGGAGAUCUUGAACUUGAAGUUUGACGCGAAGAACGAGCUCCUGUACAAAUGGCUCCCGCGCACUGGGGUCCCGACCGAGCAUUUCAAGGCAUUGAUGAAGCAGUCGGCGGUCUCGGCCGUCAUGCCCAUCGAGGAACUGGUGCACGCCGCCGAGUUCGACUGUCGCCAUAGGAACGCGACCCAGUCAAAGCUAGAGGUGGCGGGCUUUCUUGUUUACGAUUCGAUAUCCACGCGCGUGAAUGAGGUCAUUGAGAUGGUGAAGAGGGAGAACGGGGCAGCGCCAGCCGGGGGCACGCCUGCAGCGGCAGGGGGUGGCGUUGCUGCCGCUGGAGCCGACGCCGCAGCUUUGGCCAGCGCUAGCGGGGCAGCGGUGCCAGGCGAUAUCACCCCCCCGAGCUGCUAA
Messenger RNA from Prorocentrum cordatum, 1322 nucleotides. The record is from the annotation of a GenBank genome assembly. NCBI's taxonomy places the organism in Eukaryota, Dinophyceae, Prorocentrales, Prorocentraceae.